Messenger RNA from Pyricularia pennisetigena, 2862 nucleotides. RefSeq lists its product as uncharacterized. Bases 1 to 2862 code for a protein of 953 amino acids. Gene Ontology annotation, biological process: spliceosomal complex disassembly. Gene Ontology annotation, cellular component: U2-type post-mRNA release spliceosomal complex. The record is from RefSeq and is a predicted model, not a curated record. Gene Ontology annotation, molecular function: nucleic acid binding. Lineage: Eukaryota; Fungi; Ascomycota; Sordariomycetes; Magnaporthales; Pyriculariaceae. The transcript has a single exon.
AUGCCUUUUGAUCCCUCGACUCUAAAGGCAUCCGCUCAGCUUUACUCAUCCUCGGAUUCCGAAGAAGACGAGGACGACGACGCGUUCCAGAUUCCAAACGCGAACCCCGACGCCGACGAGUUCGCAGACCACAACCCCCGGAAACGUAGGAGGACAGGACGCGACGCGAAAGAAAGUGCCGCGCUGGGCGUCUUUGGCUCCGAGAGCGAGGACGACGGGCCGGGGAAUCGGUGGAAACACAAGAAGUUACGUCACAAGGGCGUUGCUUUUGUGUCCUCGAAUGAUGCCAAGAAGAGCGGCGACGACGACGAAGACGAGGAUGAGGACGAACUGCGGUACACCGGGCUAGGUUCCAUGCACGGCAGGCCAAGCGAAGAAAAGGAUGACGAGGAAGAAGAUGAUGCGCCAACGGGGGGCUUAGGUUUUGGCUUUGCGGCGCAAAAGGUGGCACAAGAUACCACCUGGGCUGCUGGAAGUCGAACUUCACAAAAGUUUGGAAACCUCUUCAAAAAGUCCACCUCUUCUGCCGACACGCCGCUCGGCCGAGGCUUCGUGCCGACUUCUUCCUUCAUCCCGCAGCUCAAGCCGCGUGACGACGAAAAUGAUGCGCCCGCGACUCCGAUCGCCCGCCCGAGCGCUUUUUCUAGCGCGCGUGCCGGCAAGGGGAAAAAAGGAGCCGCCAGCGGACCAAACCCCAAUUCCUUUGGUGCGAGGAUGAUGGCCAAGAUGGGGUACACGGAAGGCACUGGUCUUGGUGCGGAGGGGCAAGGUCGCAACGUCAUUAUCGAGGCCAACUUGCGACCUCAAAGAGCAGGUCUUGGUGUCGUUAGGGAAAAGACCGAAACAGAACGGCAGGAAGAGAAACGCCAGGCCAGAAUGCGCGGUGAAGUCGUGGUAGACUCGGACGAGGAAGAGAAGAAGCGCAACGCCGCAAGGAAGAAGAAGGCACACGCAGGAGGGGGCACUAGUACUCCCGCCAGUGGUACUAGCACGCCCAGACGGCCCAAACAGAAAUACCUCACCAUGGAUGAGAUCAAGAAGGCCGCGCCUGGUCUCAAUAUCCCGGAUGCGUUCACGCCGAUUCUAGACCUCACCGGGCCUGGUAAGAAGAUGCUCACCACCUCAUCGGGCCUGAUGACGCCAACGGGUGCGUCGGCUAUUCCAGAGACUUCUGAUCAGGCAGAAUCGAGGAAACUGGCACGGCGCGCACAGAACGACUUUAUGGCAAUAUUGGAAGAAUGGCAAAGCCUUCAGCAGCGCAAGGCUUAUGCAGAGUUGCAGCUGCAGCAAGAAAUGCAGGAGCUAGCUGAAUUAGAAGCAGGCCUGGCAGCACACCGAUCAACGGUGGAACAGUUGGGCCGCUUGUCUCUGGCUGAUGAGUCCGUUGAUGACGCGCAGCGGCGCUGGGACCUUGUCACCUCAAUACUGAAAGAGACCUCAUCAGCCAUGGCAGGAGCAGGGCAGGAAUCAUCAGGCGAGGAAAUCCGCGCCAUCGCCGUUGCUGCGCUGCAUCCCGUGUUUACUGAAGUCCUGCAGUUCUGGGAUCCACUAGAGGACGACCGAAAGAACAUAGUGAAGGACCUCCUCGACCUAUCAAACCUUGUUGGUAUCGCCCAAUCGCAAACAACAAAACAACAACAAUUCGCUUCCGAAGCCCUUCGCCACCACCGCCGCAAGCCCAACGCAUCACCUUACGAAACUAUGAUUUACAAGAUCUGGCUGCCACACGCAGCGCGUGCAGUCCGUGCUUGGGAUGUACACGAUACAGACCGUCUGCUCAACAUGUGGAAAACCUGGCUGCCCGUGCUCCCCGACUUCAUUCGCAAACAACUCCUGGAACAAGACAUUGUGCGCAAGCUCGAAGACGCGGUUGCCAAGUGGGAGCCCAAGAAGAGGAGAAAGCAUCACAACAAACCGCACAUGUGGAUUUUCCCUUGGCUGCAAUACCUUCCAGCCCAUCAUCUCGACCCCAAGAGCUCUUCGGGCCUGGUCUCCGAUGUCAAGCGCAAGUUCAGGCAGUUGAUCGAGGCAUGGGAGUUCGAGAAGGGUGUGAUCCCUGGCUUGGUCGCAUGGAAGGAUGUUCUCAGGCAAAGCAGCCAGAACGACCAGUGGCGACCGCUAGUCAUGGGACACAUUUUGCCCAGUAUUGCGCGUUAUCUGCGGAGAAAGUUUGAGGUUGACCCCGCAGACCAGGCGCCGUACAUGGACAUCUUGAAUGGGGUUCUUGAGUGGUCGCAAAUCAUCUCUGCGGAAGCGUUGGCCGAAAUUAUGGUUGCUGAGCUUUUCCCCAAGUGGCACAAUUGUCUGUACCAAUGGCUGGUCUCGGACUCUGUCGACUGGAUACAGGUGAUUGAAUGGUGUGAGUGGUGGAUGCAUUCAGUGUUCCCGGCUGAAAUACGAAACUGUCCAUCUAUCGCUGCAGAGUUUCUCAAGGGCCAGAGGAUGGUCGAUUUGGGAUUAGACCUGGGGGAUCGUAUAGCAGCUGAGCUCCCGCGCCCGAACAAGGACUCAGGUCGUGAAGCAAAAUCGGACCCGCCCUCACGAGCGCAACCCCCGCUGCCGAAGCAGGCACAUCAUCCCCAGCCAGCGACAACCGCCCAGCCCAAGACGGGGCCAGCAAGCUUCAGGCAGCAAGUGGAAGACUGGUGUGCGGCGCACGACCUGCAGUUCAUCCCGGAACGCAAAAAGGUGCAUGCAAAGGGACCGCUCUAUCGGAUCACGGCACGUGGCGACGGAAAGGGCGGGGUUCUGGGGUACUUUGGCGAGGACGCGCUGUGGUUUGAGAACAAGGGCAAGGAGAGCAUCGUGCGCGGCGAAGACGAUUUUUUCCUCAAGAUUGUACACCCCGGGCUGGCGGGCUAA